AUUUCAUGGACUGACAAGAGAAAAAAAGGAACAGAGGCGCUGCAGAAUUUUUCAAUGCAAAAAUAUGGCAAACAUUAUCGAGUUCACCUCCAGUUGUUUCUUCUAUCUCAACCAGUACUUUAGAACUUUCUGGCCGAUAAAGAUUUUAUUUGACAAUCCGCUUCAUCCCCCGUCUACUGAAACAGAGUUAAAAGUUCUCCGUGCGAUUUACCUACUGCGACAUCAAGAUGACCUGGAAGCAGUAAUGCGGAUAGUGGAAUCACUUCCCAAGGACGAAGAUAUUCUAAGUGUUUUUGACCAACACACCAAGUAUAAUCUCAUUCAGUUGGCUGUUAUCACCAACAACAAAGCCCUUGUAAACAAACUAGUGCAAUAUUACUCUGGACAUUUGAAUCUGAAGUGUAACAAUCCUGUGCACUUGGCCUCUCACUUAGGACACUAUGGUAUAUUGGAGACAUUGUUAGAGAGGGGAGGGAGGAGUGGACAGAUUGCAGGGAUGUGUUACCCUGGGCCCCACUCCCCACUAGAGGCCUACAAGAUCCUUGGCUUAUUGGACUACUCCACUUAUAAAUGUCAAGUCAAUGUGGAUCUCCCAGUCUUUUACGCCAUCUCUAGUGACAGUGUGAAUUGUGUGAAGCUGCUUCUGUCACAGAUGCAGUCAGAGAGAGUGCCUCUACCAUUUCCUUCCAGACUUCUUCAUUUCGCAUGCUGCAAAGGAACUUUAAACUGUCUUCGUUACUUUGUGGAAAGAUUUCCAGAUGAAGUCAAUUCACUGAACUCCAAAAGAGAGACUCCACUUCUUCAGGCAGUUGUCUGGGGAAGAGAAUGUGCUAAAUCUCUCAUAGAUAAUGGUGCAGAUGUAAACUGUGUUUCUAAAACUGGGGAGACCGCCCUACACAGACUCUAUUGCAAUGACAUAGAUGGGUUGUUCACCAUAUUUGACACCACCAAGUACCUGUUGACAACAGGAAUUGAGCAGUUGGUGAAUGAGGUGGACACCUCAAUGGAGACUCCCCUACACUAUCUUGUGACUCACGUGUCCUUUAUUGGAGGAAAUCUCCUUCAUCCCAGUCAGAGCCAGAACCAGGUAACCAGACUACAGUUACAACCAGAUUACCAGGACCAGGUUGUUCAGUCCUUAGAUCUCCUGCUUAAGUUCAAUGCUGACCCUCUGAGGGGGAACCGCUUUGGCCUUCAGCCCCUGAACAAGUUGAUGCAUGUUGCACUGAAGUCAUGUGGUACCAUGGGCAAAAUGCUGUGUGACUGUGUUCAGUUUUCUAUUGACUCAAAGUAUCUCUACAAGAAUGACUUCAAUCAUCUGAACAGUGCUCUGGAAGUUCUACUGAAACAUGGAUCAGAUCCCAAUAGUCUUUGUUCAGAAGGUCAUUCCUCUUAUCAGAUAUUUCUACAGUGUUUGUUGGAAAAUAAUCUUGUGGAAGUCUGUAAUCAAGCAGAGGGUGUUGUCUCAUCGUUAUCUACAUUGUUAAAGUAUGGUGCUAAAUUAAAUUUCCAGAUGAAUAAUGGUUUCACUUGUUCCACCGUUCUGGCAAAGUUUGCAGCAAGAUAUUUCACAAUUCCAGUGUCUGAAGAUUCCCAAAGGUUGAGGGAAGAUUUCUCUGAUCUUGUUUGUGAAAUCUUGCGCGCUCACUUUUUGCAUGGACUGAAUCCCAAUGUCUUGACAAAUGCCAAACAUCCGUAUCUAAAGGGAGGAACAGGAAAUGCAAUCAUUGAAUUUGUCCAUCUGUCUAAACUUGCCAAAUGUCCUUCAGACUUUGUAGUGAUUCGGCGCUGGUUAACAGUCAUCCUUCAGUGGGGAGGCGACCCUGAUGUAGAACCUUAUCAAUCUGAACCCAUCAUCUGCCAUUCCCAGAGUUCCAUAUUCCUUCGUCACCAAGGCACCCAGCCUGUCAGCCAUUACAUUCACGAGAUGAAGGAUGAAGAAGCCCUUUACAGAGAUGGUUAUGCUGAGGAGCUGCUCAUGUUAUUUUAUCACUCCAUGAGCCACAAGGAACUCAGCGAGUGCCUUAAUUCUGCCCGCUCUAUGACAAGAUUUCAUCCAAUGGGAGCGGUUGGGAAGAAGCUACUUCAGAUUCUUAGCUCAAUGUCAGAGAGUCCCCGAAGUCUGAUGGAGAUUUCUCGUGUUGUGAUUUACAAAUCUAUAGACAGACAGUUGGCAGUUAAGGUGCCACAGUUACCCAUUCCAAAUGCUAUGAAAAAAUACCUUCUUGAAAUUCAGUGAAAAAUAAUUUUUUGCUGUUCUGAAUUAAAGUAUGCAGCAGAUUUUGCUGAAACACUAAUUUCAUGUUUAAUGGUUGUAUACUUAAGCCAGUAUAUGUAACACAUUUGUAUUUAAAAUGAUUUUUAUUUCAAGAAUUUUAUUGAUUUUAUGUAGAUUUUUUGCCUAUAAAUUGUUACAUGU
This is a messenger RNA of Saccostrea cuccullata (small rock oyster), 2419 nucleotides long. RefSeq lists its product as uncharacterized. Lineage: Eukaryota; Metazoa; Mollusca; Bivalvia; Ostreida; Ostreidae. Gene Ontology annotation, cellular component: ciliary inversin compartment. The coding region runs from base 65 to 2239 and encodes 724 amino acids. The record is from RefSeq and is a predicted model, not a curated record. Gene Ontology annotation, biological process: intracellular signal transduction; protein localization to ciliary inversin compartment. Gene Ontology annotation, molecular function: protein binding. The transcript has a single exon.